AUGGCCCAAAGGUUAAAAAAGAAGACCUCGAUGGUCACCCCAUAUUAUCUAGAUACUGCACUUGGAACUUCUGAAUUAGGAAAAUCUAUUAAUAAUCUUACAGCAAGUAUGGUUGAAGAAGGUACAGAAGACUACUCUCCAUUACUAAAGGCUGUAAAGAAUGGUCACCUUGAUGAAGUAAAAAGCCUUGUAAAUCAAGGGGCAAACGUAAAGCGGAGUAACGCUGGGGCCGCUCACCUUGGACAUCUUCAUGCUAUCAAGUAUCUGAUCAGUCGAGGGGCUGAUGUGAAGGAAGGAGACAAUAAUGGUGUGACUGCAUUGCACGUUGCUGCCCUGAAUGGUCACCUUGAUGUCACAACAUAUCUAACCAGUCAAGGGGCUGAGAUUAACAAAGGAACUAACUAUGGGCAGUCUGCAUUACACUUUGCUGCUUUCAAUGGUCAUCUUGAUGUCAUUGAAUAUCUGGUCAGUCAAGGGGCUGAGGUCAAUGAAGAAGAUAACGAUAAUGUGACUGCAUUACACUUUGCUACUUACAAUGGUCAUCUUGAUGUCAUCAAAUAUCUGAUCAGUCAAGGCGCCGAGGUGAAUAGUGGAAACGAUAAUGGUUGGACUGCAUUGCACGUGGCUGCUUGCAAUGGUCACCUUGAUGUCAUUGAAUAUCUGGUCAGUCAAGGGGCCGAGGUGAAUAAAGAAAAGAACAAUGGUGUGACUGCAUUAUACAUUGCUGCUGGGAAUGGUCAUCUUGAUGUUGUCAAAUAUCUGAUUACUGAAGGCGCUGAGGUGAAUAAAAGACAUAUUGAUGGUGAGACUGCAUUAUACAUUGCUGCUCAGGAAGGUCAUCUUGAUGUUGUCAAACAUCUCACCAGUCAAGGGUCUGAGAUGAAUAAAGGAGAUAUUAAUGGUGAGACUGCAUUACACAUUGCUGCUAAGAAUGGUCAUCUUGAUGUCGUCAAACAUCUGAUUAGUGAAGGCGCUGAGGUGAAUAAAGGAGAUAUUAAUGGUGAGACUGCAUUACACAUUGCUGCUCAGAAUGGUCAUCUUGAUGUUGUCAAAUAUCUCACCAGUCAAGGGGCUGAGACUAAUAAAGGAAAUAUCAAUGGUGUGACUGCAUUACACAUUGCUGCUAAGAAUGGUCAUCUUGAUGUUUUCAAAUAUCUCGCCAGUCAAGGGUCUGAGAUGAAUAAAGGAGAUAUUAAUGGUAAGACUGCAUUACACAUUGCUGCUAAGAAUGGUCAUCUUGAUGUCGUCAAACAUCUGAUUGGUGAAGGCGCUGAGGUGAAUAAAGGAGAUAUUAAUGGUGAGACUGCAUUACACAUUGCUGCUGGGAAUGGUCAUCUUGAUGUUGUUAAAUAUCUCACCAGUCAAGGGGCUGAGACUAAUAAAGGAAAUAUCAAUGGUGUGACUGCAUUACACAUUGCUGCUAAGAAUGGUCAUCUUGAUGUCGUCAAACAUCUUACCAGUCAAGGGUAUGAGAUAAAUAAAGAAAUGAAGAAUGGUUUGACUGCAUUACACAUUGCUGCUUUCAGUGGUCAUCUUGAUGUCAUUAAAUAUCUGGCCAGUCAAGGGGCUGAGGUCAAUGAAGAAGAUAACGAUAAUGUGACUGCAUUACACUUUGCUGCUGAGAAUGGUCAUCUUGAUGUCGUCAGAUAUCUGAUUAGUGAAGGCGCUAAGGUGAAUAAAGAAAUGAUCAAUGGUUUGACUGCAUUAAACAUUGCUGCUCAGAAUGGUCAUCUUGAUGUCGUCAAAUAUCUCACCAGUCAAGGUGCUGAGGUGAAUAAAGAAACUGACAAUGGUGCGACUGCAUUAUACAUUGCUGCUGGGAAUGGUCAUCUUGAUGUCGUCAAACAUCUGAUUAGUGAAGGCGCUGAGGUGAAUAAAGGAGAUAUUAAUGGUGAGACUGCAUUAAACAUUGCUGCUGAGAAUGGUCAUCUUGAUGUCGUCAAAUAUCUGAUCAGUCAAGGGUUUGAGGUGAAUAAAGAACAGAACAAUGGUGUGACUGCAUUAUACUUUGCUGCUCGGAAUGGUCAUCUUGAUGUCAUUGAAUAUCUGACCAGUCAAGGAGCCGAGGUCAAUAAAGGAGAUAGCAUUGGGUGGACUGCUUUACAUAUUGCUGCUCGCGUUGGUCAUCUUGAUGUCGUCAGAUAUCUGAUUAGUGAAGGCGCUGAGAUAAAUAAAGGAAAUAACAAUGGUGUGGCUACAUUAUACAUUGCUGCUCGGAAUGGUCAUCUUGAUGUUGUCAAAUAUCUGAUCAGUCAAGGGGCUGAGAUUAAUAAAGGAGAUAUCGAUGGUGUGACAGCUUUAUACAUUGCUGCUGAGAAUGGUCAUCUUGAUGUCGUCAAAUAUCUCAGCAGUCAAGGUGCUGAGGUGAAUAAAGGAAAAUACAAUGGUGUGACUGCAUUAUACCUUGCUGCUCAGAAUGAUCAUCUUGAUGUCGUCAAAUAUCUCACCAGUCAAGGGGCUGAGAUUAAUAAAGGAGAUAUCGAUGGUGUGACUGCAUUAUACAUUGCUGCUCGGAAUGGUCAUCUUGAUGUUGUCAAAUAUCUCUCCAGUCAAGGGGCUGAGAUUAAUAAAGGAAAUAUCAAUGGUGUGACUGCAUUUCACAUUGCUGCUCAGUAUGAUCGUCUUGAUGUUGUCAAAUAUCUCACCAGUCAAGGGUCUGAGAUGAAUAAAGAAUGUAUCGAUGGUGCGACUGCAUUACACAUUGCUGCUCGGAAUGGUCAUCUUGAUGUCGUCAAAUAUCUGGUCAGUCAGGGGCUGAGGUGA
Molecule: messenger RNA, 2763 nt
Organism: Lytechinus variegatus (green sea urchin)
Lineage: Eukaryota; Metazoa; Echinodermata; Echinoidea; Temnopleuroida; Toxopneustidae
Product: ankyrin-3-like
Exons: 2
Coding region: 1-2763 (920 amino acids)
Biological process (GO): protein localization to T-tubule; regulation of cardiac muscle contraction
Cellular component (GO): T-tubule
Molecular function (GO): protein binding
Source: RefSeq, a predicted model, not a curated record